GUCGGGGACCCGUACACGCUGUGUUUGCGAGUCCCGCUACAGUGAAUCCGAAGAUGGCGGAAGCUCCUUUACGGACCUGCCGGUAUUUCUGUCACCGAUGUUCUGAAGAGAUUAGCCCUCGUCUCCCGGAUUACACCUGUCCACGGUGCGAGUCCGGCUUCAUUGAGGAGUUACCAGAGGAGAGAAGCACAGAGAAUGGGUCCACAUCCACGUCGUCCACCAGCGAUCAGAACCGUUAUCCGUUUGAGAAUGUGGACCCGACCCUGUUUACCUUCCCACACCCGUACGGUCAGCUGGCGCUGGGCAUCUUCGGCGAGGGUUUUGAUCUCCGGACGGGCAUGUCCUCUGAGGACGGGCGAGACGGUGAGAACCCACGGGAGCGGGAGAUGGCAUCACGCCAACGCUACGGGGCCAGACAACCUCGGGGGCGUCACAUUCCCCGGAGACAAGGGACACGGCAUGAAGGAGUGCCCACUUUAGAGGGAAUAAUUCAGCAGUUAGUAAACGGAAUCAUCGCGCCAACAGCUAUGCCAAACAUGGGAAUGGGACCAUGGGGAAUGCUUCAUUCAAAUCCAAUGGACUACGCAUGGGGUGCCAACGGCUUAGACGCCAUUAUAACACAGUUAUUAAACCAGUUUGAAAAUACGGGUCCACCUCCUGCAGACAGAGAAAAGAUCAAAAACCUCCCAACAGUUCAGAUCACAGAGGAGCAUGUGGGAGCUGGUUUAGAAUGUCCCGUGUGUAAAGAAGACUACACCGAGGGGGAGAGCGUUAGACAACUUCCAUGCAAUCAUCUCUUUCACAAUGACUGUAUAGUGCCCUGGCUCGAACAGCAUGACACGUGUCCGGUGUGCAGGAAGAGCUUGAGCGGCCAGAACACAGCCACAGACCCUCCUGGCUUAUCAGGAAUGAACUUCUCCCCUUCCUCCUCCUCAUCGUCCUCCUCUAGUUCCCCCAGUAACGAAAACGCUGCCAACAACUCCUAAAAUACCCACAGUCCUUCCUCACACUCUCUCUCUCUCUCUCUCUCUCUCUCUCUCACACACACACACACACACACACACACACAAAUCCCUCAACAUUUUAUUAUCUCCGAGAGUGCGUGGCCAAUCCUGUUAAAGCUCAAGUCCCUCACUCAUAUCUUAAUAACGCAGCCCUGAAGAACCCGGAACGUUCCAGUUCCUACUCUUUUCUGUCGUUACUGAGAAUGAUGCGAGGGCUGAGCUGGAACCUGAUAGUCUAGAACGCACCCUUUAAGGCCAGCACCUCAUUAUCCUCCUCAUCUUCAUUAACAUCAUCAUCAUCAUUACCAUCUGACUCCCUGGAGCAAGCGCCAAAGGACAAGCGAAUAGGGGAGAGAAACCACACACACACACACACACACAUGUAUUCCAAUACUUUUUUAUUAUUAUUAUUAUUGAACUGGAGCAUGACCGUUCCUCUCUUUCUUUCCUUUUUUUUUUUAAAACACAUAACAAGCAGUCCUGUACAAACAGGGAUUUUAAUUCAAAAAGUGACUGUGGGGUCAAAUAAAGGGAAAAAAAAGGGAUGAAAGUUGUUAGAUGAUAUAUA
This is a messenger RNA of Hemibagrus wyckioides, 1572 nucleotides long. RefSeq names its product ring finger protein 126 (gene rnf126). Gene Ontology annotation, biological process: ubiquitin-dependent protein catabolic process; positive regulation of DNA-templated transcription; protein ubiquitination. The record is from RefSeq and is a predicted model, not a curated record. Gene Ontology annotation, molecular function: ubiquitin protein ligase activity. NCBI's taxonomy places the organism in Eukaryota, Metazoa, Chordata, Actinopteri, Siluriformes, Bagridae. The transcript has 9 exons. Bases 54 to 986 code for a protein of 310 amino acids. Gene Ontology annotation, cellular component: cytoplasm; nucleoplasm.